Messenger RNA from Lucilia sericata (common green bottle fly), 3008 nucleotides. It is a transcript of the gene Cln7, whose product is annotated as major facilitator superfamily domain-containing protein 8. Gene Ontology annotation, cellular component: lysosomal membrane. Lineage: Eukaryota; Metazoa; Arthropoda; Insecta; Diptera; Calliphoridae. The transcript has 6 exons. Bases 910 to 2577 code for a protein of 555 amino acids. Gene Ontology annotation, biological process: transmembrane transport. The record is from RefSeq and is a predicted model, not a curated record. Gene Ontology annotation, molecular function: transmembrane transporter activity.
AUGUACUACAACGCUCACUCACUACUCAAAUGGAAUAUUGUAAAAGUAAUAACACCAACGAACGACAGUUUAUUGGUGAUCGUGUUGCUUAAAGGGUCGUUGUACGCUAAAGGAAAAUAAUAAAUAAAAAUAAGACAAAAACAAAAGAAAAAAAAAAAAAAAAAAACACCAGAAUAAAGAAAUUAAUUGAGAAAUUUAAAUUAACAACAAAUAUGUUUAAUAUACAAAUCCAUUAAUGAAAAUAAGUAUGCGUUUUAUUUGGUGUCAAUGUAACAGAAAAAACAACAAAAGGAAAUCGAAUGGCCUAUUUUUACAAAAAAAAAAAAUAAUAUAAAAUUAAUUUAAAUUUUUAAAACAAAAGAAAUUACAAAGAAUUAACAAGCACCCACGUUUUUUCAAGUAAAAAUAUUUUAAUUUUUAACAAAAAAAUAUUAUAAAAUAAUAGAAAAUCUACUUUGUUUUAAAUUAAACAAUAGAAAAUUAUUUAUUUAAAUUGCAUUAUUUUAAAUAAAAAACCGCAUAUCUAUUAAAAUUAAAACACAAGCACGCACAAUAAUAAAAACUAAAUGAAAAAAGUGUCAAAAUGCAUUGAUUAGAACAGUAAAACAAAAACAACGACACACAGCAACAAUAAAAAGCAAAACAAAUAAAAAACCAAUUGAAUAAACAUAACAAAACAAUCAAAAUAAUAACAAAAAAAAAACUUACAUAUCAUCAUAUCAACAAAAACAACAACUUACCAGAACAAAUUGUAAACAAAGAUGUCGUCUACUCCCAGCACUUGUACUUAAAAGUUCUUCUCAUUGUUAUUGCUGUAAUUUUAUUGUCCUAAAAUCUUAACAAAUAUUUUGUUAAGCUGCUGCUUGUUGUCUGUCUAAGUAUCCUUGCUACUCCUAAAUACCAGCAAAAAUGGAAGGUUUAAAUAAAUUUCGCAAUCGUUUUCGUACCACCAAAAUUCCCUCCGAAGUGGAUGAUGGUUUGGAAACUUUGGAUGAAUACCGCAUGAGAUGGCGCUCCAUAAAAGUUAUCUAUUUUACCAUGUUUUUAAUGUCUUUGGGAUUUAGUAUUAUACUAACGGGGAUAUGGCCGUAUUUGAAUAAGCUAGAUCCUUCCGCCGGCAAGGAAUUUAUGGGUCUUAUUGUAGCCGCCAAUCCAUUGGGUCAAAUGAUUUUUAGCCCCUUAUUCGGUUGGUGGAGCAAUAAAAUCGGUUCGAUACGUUUGCCGUUGUUAAGCUCUUUGGCUUUAUUCACUGUAGCCAGUGCUAUAUAUUCUUCUUUGGAAAUGCGUCCAGAUCAUGUGAAGUAUUGGAUGUUGGUUUCUCGUUUCUUAAUUGGCGUCAGUUCGGCUAAUAUUGCAGUGUGUCGUUCGUAUUUGUCGGCUGCUACUCGUUUGAGUGAACGAACAAAAGCGGUUUCCAUGGUUUCAUUAGCCCAGGUUUUGGGCUUUAUUAUAGGACCCGGUUUACAGGCUUUGGUUACUCCUCUGGGAAGUGAUGGUUAUGUAUGGCUGUGGGGCGGUAUGGUUUUUAAUAUGUAUACCGCUUGUGGUUGGAUAAACGUUGUCAUGAGUGUGGGCAACUUUAUUAUGUUUCUGCCAUCGAUAUUUGAGGAACGUAAAGUGGCGGCCCGUGAAAUAAUGAUAAUGCAGGGUAAAUCGUCGGAAAAAGAAACAUGGAAAUCUAUUAAACCGGACUAUAUAUCAGCCUGGACUUUGAUAGUGGCAUUUUUUGUAUUGGUAUUCAAUUUUGUUUUAUUGGAAACCUUGGGCACUUCUUUGACCAUGGAUCAAUUUGCCUGGUCCAAUGAUGAGGCCUUGUGGUAUAUGGGUAUUUUAAUGUCUGUGGGUGCUAUAGUAGCUCUUAUAACAUUUGUGGCAAUUAAUCCAUUGUGUAAAAUGUUUCCUGAAAAUCAGGUGCUAAUAUGGGGUGGUUUCUCUUUAAUGGUAUUGGGUCGUGUACUCUAUAUCCCCUGGGGAGAUGGACCACCCAAAAUUGCUGAAGUCUACAAUGUAACCAUACCUUUAACGGGCAACUCUACGAUAGAUCUAUCGCCGGACAAUGAAAUAUUCUUGGGCUGCCCUAAAACUCAAGAAUGGUGUGCCACAACUCCAGCGCUCACUCUUACACAGUUUAUUAUAGGUUAUGGUUUUACCUCAAUAGGUUAUCCUAUUGGUGUAACUCUUAUACAGACAAUAUUUUCCAAAGUUUUGGGUCCAAGACCUCAGGGAGUUUGGAUGGGUUUAAUGACUGGCUCGGGUUGUCUAUCCAGAGUUUUUGGUCCAGUAUUUGUGGGUUCUAUUUAUACACGAUUGGGUACUUAUUGGACCUUUGGCAUAACAGCUAUAAUGAUGUUAUUUUCCAUGAUAUGGUUGUUGAUUGAAAAAAAACGUUUAAUUCCUCCCACAUUUGAGAGCACUGAACCGGUGGAAUUAAAGGAUUUAAGUGCGUCAAAAAAAGAAAAUAAUUCGGAAAUCAAUAGAGAUAUUGAAGCCGAAGUCAAUGGUCAUAUAGAAGAGGAUUCUAAAUUAUUAAAUAGUAAAAAUAAUGUAGUUAUAGUAGCGGCCCAGGAAAAGUGUUAAACUUUAUACUUAAUGUGCAAUUAUUAUUUAGAUUAAGCUCUAGAAACAGAACAGAGGAUAUUUUUGAAUGCAAUUACGUAAAAAAGUAAUUCAAUUACUUUGGAUUUUAACAAUAAUGAUAAUUAUAGUAAAAAAAUAUUAGAUAAUUAAAAAAAAACAAGUAAUUGCUACAAUUAACUAAACAAAUGAUUUGAUUACAUAAAGGAAUUGUUACUCAAUUAAAAUUAUCCUUUUAAAUUAUUUUUUAUGCAAAUGAUUAUAAGUACUUUAAUAUGUUUUUUUAAAUAGUUUGUAUAUUAUAGUAUUAUUAAAAAUUUAUUUAACAUUUUGUGCUUAAUUUGUGUCGUCUGUCUUAUUAACAAACUGCCUUUAACAGUAAUAAUGUAUUAGAUAAAUAAACUGUUAGUUAAGUGGAUUUUUGUACAACAAUA